Molecule: messenger RNA, 9046 nt
Organism: Tribolium castaneum (red flour beetle)
Lineage: Eukaryota; Metazoa; Arthropoda; Insecta; Coleoptera; Tenebrionidae
Gene: shaker
Product: Shaker
Exons: 6
Coding region: 2054-3595 (513 amino acids)
Biological process (GO): protein homooligomerization; potassium ion transmembrane transport
Cellular component (GO): membrane; voltage-gated potassium channel complex
Molecular function (GO): protein binding; delayed rectifier potassium channel activity
Source: RefSeq, a predicted model, not a curated record
CUUUCAGCAGCUGAUAAAAUGGUCCUAAUAUUUAUUUACAUUUUUCCUUUAGACAUAUUUCGCCAACACAUUUAUCUGUUUCUGCUCAUGUAAUUCAAAUAGUACGAAGUACAUGUUAGUGGCGGUAUUUUUUCUUUGAACUAAAUUUUAUCGAAAAUUCGGCAGACGGAAAAUAAAAGCCACUGUCGUGGUGGACUGGAAGACAGCCACAUAAAUGUAUCACAAAAAGCAAUAUUCUUCCCGAAACUUGGUGAUUUAUUGCGAGGUCAGUUAUCACAUCGUGAUGGCUACAGACACACUCCAAAUAAAGAGAAGACGGCAUUUUGCCAAUUAUCUUUGUUAAAGUUUAUCGACGAUUGCUUUAGUUAUUUGCUAAAAGUUUCGCAGUUAUUCGCCCAACGUUUAACUCUCCAAAUUCGCAUUGGUCACGUUUGUAAUUGAAAUCGUCAACAGUUGAAGUUUUAUUGACAUUUUUAUUUAUCGAUCGGGGCCUAAUGAAUGUCACUUUGUUUACUAAUUCCGUUAACUUCACAGACGCUUGAAUUAUAUUUAUUAUUAAACGCGAUGGACUAACGGGUGCGGCGACUGAAAUAGUACACAUACAUUCAUUAUUCGUCCACAAUAUAACAUGAAGGCUUUUCCUUGUAAAAUUACGCUUCGCACGUCACUUUUUUCUGGUUCUAGUCAUUAUUGUAAUUAUGUGGCGCGAAACCUUUUUCCAAUUCACUCCGAAAUGUUCAGCGCAAACGGUGCGUUUUUGUGAUUUUGAACAAAAUCAAGACCUCUUCACACACAUGUGUGAAGCGACAUUAAACUUAUUUCAACUUGAAGCGGACUGGUCGUAAAUUCAAAUUUCGAGAUGCGACAAAUUGGAAAAAAAUCGUAUGAAUAUAUCAUACUCUCUCAUUAUUUCUGAAAGUAUUUGUGAAAAAAAAACAUUUUUCCUGUGGUUCCAUUGUUGAAAACAAUUAAUUCACGCUUUACCACAUAUCAGAAUGCAUUAAUAACAUUUAAAUUGUGACAGACAUUUAUUUGAAAACGUGUUAACGAAACAAGUUGUAACAUUAAUUUCGAAUUAAAUUAUUUAAAACGGAUUAUCGUUUUGAGUGCCAAAGCACGUUAAUUACACUUGUCAAUUUUAAAUCUUGGUUUGGUUUGAGAGAAUUGCAUAGUUUUUGCUUGGUUUUUGUUUAUUUAGUCUAUUCUUGUUUGCGUGGGUUUGAAACAGAUCUGUCCAAAUGCUUCUUAGAUCUCCGCAAACAUUUUCAAAUUUAAUUUUUUCUUUGACACGGAAAAUAUUGUGUGUGUCACUGUUGGAAUUAUUCUUAGAUCGCUCCACUGUUAUUUUCUGAGAGUCAUCCAAUUCACGCCAAUUCAUCCUAAAAUAAAUCAUUACUUUUUAAUGUCUUGCCGAUAAACUAUUUCGUUGCUAAAUGAAGCAACAGUUUGCAAUUCUCAAACGAGGAAUUGAUGAUAAUGGUUUUCACAUUUUCGCAAAGUGUAGAUUAACCCACUUAGGCCUAAAAUAACUGAUCAGCUUUUGUCAUUGUAACAGAACUUGAAAGCUUUGCACAUCCCACGUUUCACUCUAGUUAGUUUAGUCCCGUUUUUAAAAAAUCGAUCCCAUCUGUCAGCGAUAUCGAACUGCAGUGUCCUGCCAAGUUGUUAAAAUUCAGUGGGUCAGGCGUCGCAUUUAAUCUCCGAUUCUUCACCAAUGCAGACGUUGUUCAGAUAAUGAUCGAAUUCGAAAUUCCAGUAAUGGUUGGCCUAACCCACGAAACAAUGUAGUGAGUAGUUUUGGGUCACAGACACGUGCGUGUGGUCAACUCUAGCAAUCUGUCGAAAUCUUCCCGAAAGUAAACGCGACUUUGUAGGAGCCGAAAACAAACAAAUUAUGAUGACCGUGUCGUAAAAUGCAGACGUAAUCCCAAAAGCGCGUAUUGUUUUGGUGCUGCAACAAAAUGGUAAACAGGUGUGUUUUACACACCAUUUGGAUUUUUAGUGGCGGAUCUCACAUUUCUUAAAAGUGAACCAAACAGCCUACUCAUGAGACAUGCAGAUGAUAUUAGUCGCAGGAGGGUCGCUGCCCAAGCUCAGCAGCCAGGAAGAGGACGGGCACACCCCCCACUCCCAGUUCACUGGCGUAGCCCACUUUGAGCCCAUCCCGCACGACCACGACUUUUGCGAAAGAGUUGUGAUAAACGUCAGCGGCCUCCGGUUCGAGACGCAACUUAGAACGCUAAAUCAGUUUCCUGACACGCUGCUAGGUGAUCCAGCCCGCCGCAUCCGCUACUUCGACCCGCUUCGCAAUGAGUACUUCUUCGACCGCAACCGGCCCUCCUUCGACGCCAUCCUGUACUACUACCAGAGCGGCGGUCGGCUCCGGCGGCCCGUCAACGUGCCGCUGGACGUCUUCUCCGAGGAGAUCAAGUUCUACGAGCUGGGGGAGCUGGCGAUCAACAAGUUCCGCGAGGACGAGGGCUUCAUCAAGGAGGAGGAGAAGCCGCUACCCUCGCACGAGUUCCAGCGCAACGUGUGGCUGCUGUUCGAGUACCCGGAGUCGUCGCAGGCGGCGCGCGUCGUCGCCAUCAUCUCCGUGUUCGUUAUCCUGCUCUCUAUCGUUAUUUUCUGCCUGGAGACGCUGCCCGAGUUCAAGCACUACAAGGUGUUCAACACGACUACCAACGGCACCAAGAUAGAGGAGGACGAGGUGCCGGACAUCACGGACCCGUUCUUCCUCAUCGAGACCAUCUGCAUCAUCUGGUUCACGUUCGAAUUGUCCGUGCGCUUCCUGGCGUGUCCCAACAAGCUACAUUUCUUCCGGGACGUCAUGAACUUUAUCGAUAUCAUCGCCAUCAUUCCGUACUUUAUUACGUUGGCCACCGUCGUGGCCGAGGAGGAGGACACGUUGAACCUGCCACGUGCGCCUGUUAGUCCGCAAGAUAAAAGCACCAACCAGGCCAUGUCGCUGGCCAUUCUUCGUGUCAUUCGGCUCGUGCGAGUCUUCCGCAUCUUCAAACUUAGCCGGCAUAGUAAGGGCCUGCAGAUCCUAGGGCGCACGCUUAAAGCCAGCAUGCGCGAGUUAGGCUUGCUCAUCUUCUUCCUAUUCAUAGGUGUCGUGCUCUUCUCGAGCGCCGUCUACUUCGCUGAAGCGGGCUCCGAGAAUUCCUUCUUCAAGUCCAUCCCAGACGCGUUCUGGUGGGCAGUGGUCACCAUGACGACUGUGGGCUACGGCGACAUGACGCCGGUCGGCGUUUGGGGCAAGAUCGUGGGUUCGCUGUGUGCAAUCGCUGGUGUAUUGACCAUUGCGCUGCCAGUGCCAGUCAUAGUUUCGAAUUUCAAUUACUUUUAUCAUCGUGAGACGGAUCAGGAAGAGAUGCAGUCGCAGAACUUCAACCACGUGACCAGCUGCCCGUACCUGCCAGGCACCUUAGGCCAACAUAUGAAGAAGAGCUCGCUAAGCGAAUCCUCCAGCGAUCUCGUUGAGCUGGAGGAGGGCCUGCUGGUGACGCGCGACCAGCUGGUCCGGAAGCAGAACUGCAAUCCGCGCCACAACAACAACAUCAACGCCAUGAGCAUCGAGACUGACGUUUGACUACAAGUGACGGAUGCGCUGCGCCCACGGCUCCUCGGCGUCCAAAGUUGGUGUUACCAUCGCCGCCGUCGCCACCUGCCGCCCCCAACGUCGCCGCCACCAGCAUCAGCACCACCUCCCGCAGCAACAACUCUCGCCACCAGCAGCAGCAGGAAACGCAAGUGUGUGCGCGCAGUGCUCCGGACGCUUACCGAACUGCUACAUCAAAUUCACAGUACUUGUUCUCGGUACUUUUGUAUUACCAUAACGAUUGUUUUUGGGUGAGAUAUCCUGCCAAACAUAUAAUAAUAACAUAAUUACUACAUAAUAAUAAAUACCUAUAAAUAAUGAAUAACUUAUAAUAAUAAUGAUAACGUAAUUUAAUGAGUAAACAACGCGCAUCGGCCGGCGGCAACCACCUUACACCCGCUCGAUCGUCUGCGGUCCUGUCGGUCCAGUCAAUUAGGGCGUUUUCACCUCACUUUUCACCCAAAAACGGCCCGCUUUCCGCCUGGAAACUGGGGCGUUUUUGCGUCCCCAUCUUUCUCCAUGUACAGUUGGGUGCUCAGGUCGAGCGAUCACGCAGCCUUAGUCUCUUAUGCCACCGAAAUUUCAAAUUAACUAACUGUACAUAGCUAUUGUAUCUCCCAGUUCAGAAGUUCAAAUUGUGAUCCUGUUCGAAUGAAUGUACUCAAAACGUUAAUAUUGAAUUUUAACUAAGCAUAAUACGUAGCAGGUAAAUAUCGCUGCUUUUAGUUUAGUGGCAGAGCAGAGCAUUUAACGAAACCUAUUGUUCAAGUCACGAUUGCUACUUUAAUGUACGACAUUCUAAACGCCUCGUAACAACUUCCUUAAACCCACUUUAUUUACUGUUACAUUAACGUUAGCCAAAGAUUUUGUACCCUUAUUGAAGUGAUAUUUUCGAUUUAGGUAAAUGUUAAAAUUUGUAAGAUUGAACACUAAUAAGUCAUGACAUGGCUUAAGAAACUGUACUGCCUUUACGAUAGUUAUAAGGAAAACAAUUUUGCACUAUUUCUAAUAAUACUCAGCGAGUAUCCAGCCAAAAUUAAUUAAGAAUGUCUGAACCAGCCUUUGCUCGACCAAGCGCGUCCACGUGCGGCCUGGACUGAUCUCAUACAUAUCGCUAUGUAUACGAGAACAUCGAUACAACUCAGACAAGCUCAAACCUUUCACUUUACGUUACGUUGCGUUGGUUGUAUCGACACAAACCGAUUCGAACGUGAGUCCUGUCGCAGAUCAUGCCCACUUUCUCAAAUCACUUCAAACGCAGCAACGAACAACAAACUCGUACAUGAAAUUUUAUUAUUGCUUUUGAUUGAGAUUUGCUCGGACGUGACCUUGACCCAUUUAUCCAAAGCUUGGAUGCGCUCUUAAUAACUCAGUGGACGGAGGUUUGGUCCAUCAAAGGGGUACUUAUGAUAUUGUAAGAGUGAUAUUAUUUUAAGUAAGAUUUUAGGAUUAUUUUCUUCCAAUUAAAAACAGGCCGAUACGAAAGCACCCAAAAUGUCUGGUCAUUUUAUUACGGCUGUCCCAGCGAGUUGGUGGUCAUUAUAUUUAAAAAAUAUUCUGCAAAAUUUCAGUUUUUGGAUGUACCUCGUACUACUGAUGUUUUUAGUCGCUUUUACUAGUUUUUUUUUAAACUGUAUUACGGCAAAAUCAUGAGUACUAACGAACAAAGUAAGAGCGUUACUGCUUUUGGACCGUUGCAGUCGAGACGUUAGAAACUUUAAAUGAAACACUCUAUUUUUAUUUUUGUUUCCGAAAAGGUUUUAAUUAUCUUUCAAAAAUUAACAAUUAGGUAUGUUACUCAAAAGGUAUUUAUUAACUUUAUAAAACAUUGGAAAAAAUGUUUAAGUGGUCGACAAGUGAAUUUUUUAGCAAAUAAUAAAUUUAACUUACACUGAGGCCAUUAUGAUUUGUCCUUUAUUUCAGUAAAAUAUUUUUUAAUAUUUAUUAACAACAAAUAAUCUGUGUUAUGACAGCAAUAGUGUUCAUUGAAUUAUGUGCAUUGUUGCUAAAAUUAACAUUUAAAAAUUGUAAAAAAGACAGUUUAAUAAUCUCUGAGAAGCAAAAAGAAGACAGGAUGUUCCAUUAUUUUUUUAGUUAUUCAAUUUUUAUCAAUUUUUUUAAUUAAAAACUUUGUUUUCGUCAAAGGAUAUUUGUUUGAAAAACUAAAAAUCGAGUCAAAAUCGUCAGUACUAAAAGCUACGUCCAAAAAUACAAAAAAUAGCGUGCUUCGUUUAAAAACAUAAAGUAUUGUAACUCAAUUUUAAUUAGUUAAUUAAUUGAGUAUAGUUUUUUAAAUGUGUUAACAUUAAUAUAAAGGUCAAUAUGUGCUCCACCAACUCGCUGAGAGACCCUCCAUGUUACAGCUAAUGUGUAAACUUUGCUGGUUCAUAAGCUAGUCAAACCAUUGGCUCUUUCGACUAAAUUAAUAGCUAGUUUAUAAAAAGCUGGAUAUUUUAUCAGUUAUAAACUAACCAACCACAUAUCCAAAGAAAUUAGCCAAAGUUAAAUUGUCUCUUUAAGAUUCACUCAUUUAGGCGGUUAAAAGUCAGUCUCACAAUAAUUGUCCUUCGUUGAACACUAGUACUAGCUCUGAAGUUGGAUAGUCGAAAAAUUAUGAGACUUGUUCUUAAAAACUGAACAAUAUUAGAUUUUUGAACAUGUUUUUACGCUAAUCUCGCAAUACUUUAUUUUACAAUUUUUAACAAUCUAAGGCUUUUUGCUAUUACGAAGAAACACAAUUACGAUAAAGUUUAAGCUUGUCAGAGACCAGUAAUUAAACAAAUUCGUGAAAAUAUUUAAAAAAAUAUUUGAAAGAUUGUUUUGCAAUGACAAAGUCAGACUUCAUGAGAAAAAAACUAUGAUUACAGGAUUUAAAGUAAAUUUUUUGUAGUUUUUUUUUUAGUACUGUAUUGUAGUAUUGUAAUUUUUUACGUAAAUUUGCGUUUAAGAGUUAAUUUAUUUAUUUUUUAAAUAAACCAUAGAUCUAAAAAGUUUUAGAGGGUAAUUAAACUGUGUUCGUAAUACAGUUUUUUAUCAGAUGCAUUAAAUAGUGGGGUUAUUUUGUGUAUAUUUAUAAUAACUAAGGCUAAGGGCAUUAACAGAAAGAAAAACAACUGUGGUGUCCAAACCAUUGAAUUGUUGUAGUUUCUUGAAUGCCUAUAAUGCGGAUUAACGUAGAAAUUUCACUACUACUUCACCACUUCAUGAUCAUGUAUUUCUUUAAAAGCAAUCAUUGUUUUUGGACCUCCCAGCUAUCAUAGCUAAUAAUGGUUGGUAACCUGAUUACAAAAAGUUUAAUUUUUACAUAAAGUAAAAGCUUCUGUGCGUAGUCAAUUCUACGGCUUUCCUAAUAUCAACUGUUUGACGUUAAUUUCUUUAAUAAAUAACGUUUAAAAGCAACAAACAAAUGUGGACAAUUUGUGCUUUUGGUUGAAUAUUUUAAUUAUUUAUUAUUAUUUUAAUUUGAGUAUAGAAUCUGUAGCCCUUAUUGCUCUGGAUGUACGCUAUCCUUUUUUACAAUUGAUUUUCUAAGAAUUUUUUUUCUAUCCUCAUCCACUCAACAAUGCAUUAAAGCUAGAAAAAUUCUGCCUUAUUUUAAUAAUAAUUUCUACGCAUUUGCAGAUGCUGUACAUGAUAGUUUCCAAAAAUAGCUAUUUUUAACAGUUUUUACUUCUUAAACGGGAGUAGUAGUUAUUUUUAUACAGGGUCACUAAAAAAUAAGGAUACAGCUAAGUAUUUUCAGAACGGUUUAACAGAGCACCUUAAAAUUUCGGGAACAGUCAAAAGUAUUAAAAUUCUGUCAUUUGUGAUCAUUUUUUUUAGUUUUCUGCCAUCAUUUUAUGUAGGGUCAAAUUUAAUAGUUUUAAAAAGAUAAUUUUUUUCUGAAUUCAGUGUUGUAACACAUACCCACUUUUAUUUUUAUUUAUUGGAAGGUAAAAAGAAAUAAAGAAGUCAAUGUAAUUUAUUUUAAACAACUUUUGUAGCAUAAAAAUCGUAUGUAUUUCGUGUUUAAGGUUUUUUAUAAAAUGUGUUUACGUUAAAAGUGUUAUUUUAACAAUUAAUAUUAACUUUUACUUAUUUUUUGGUCAAGCAGCAAAGAACUAAUGAGAACAUUUCCAAGGCUACAAAAAUCAAGUUGGCUUUGUAUCCUUAGAACAAAUGGAGGUAGCAUUUUGAUAAACAUCUGAAAUGUUGGAAUUUAUAUACUUUUAAGCAUAUACCAAAGUUUUGGUGAAUAGUUUUUAUAAUAUUUAACUGUCUCCAUACUUUUUAGGCGACCCUGUAAUACCACAGUACCUAAAGAAAAGUAUAAAGUAGUUGUUUUUACUACUUACUUCAAGUAUACUGUAGACGUUAGGUGGUAUUACUUGAAGUAAAAGCAAAUAAUUUGAGAUUGACUUUUGUCUAAAUGAGUCAUUUUGCGUUUAAAUAUAUUUUUUUUAUCAAACACAAAAAAUUAAAGAUGUAAUAGAUGCUAUUUUGAAUAAGUGGAUAAAUAAGAUAAGUGGUUGGUUUAUUAAUUUAAAAUUGCAUUUUAUGUUAAGAUAGUCAAUGGUUUGGAUAGUUUAUAAACUAGGCAAAAGUUUGCACAUUGGCCGUAACACCGACACCAAUAAAAUGUGAUCAAAUUGUAACUACUAAGAGUUGAUUGGAUAUUUUGUGUGGUGUUUGUAAAAAUUUGGAAAAUAGUGGGAAUAAUGCAGGGUGUGUUUGGGGUGCUUUCUGGUGGCAGUUCAGUCAGUCCCCUGACCAGUGCAGUUAGUGUUGUAGUAGUCGAGGUUGUGGACCGAGAGGAUCAGCAGCUAGGCGGAGGGAGGGGGCGGGGGCGUCGCCUCCGGUACAGGCCUUGUCAGCGCCCGCGUCGUGGCGCGUCGUCGAGAUGCGAAUGCUGUGUAGUGCUCACACCGAACUCUAUUAGUUGUCGGCACUGUUUUAAGUGCUUGUAUUUUUGGGCUGUGUGAAGCUUACCUAGGGUUGGAUUAGCUUUAGCCCUUGUUACAUAUCCACCCGCGUAGCCGGACCGGCGGGGGCGUGCGGCCGGGGGCCCGAGGGGGCCCCGGGGAUCGCCGGCCGGCACCGACCUGCGGCCGCACGCGCCCGCCCUCGCAAUAUAUCACUAUUUAAAUCGAAUUCGAAUGCUAAUAAUCAUUACUGUGUAGAUAAUCAAUAAUCAAAACACCGGAACAAUGGUUUCAUUUCUUUGUAUCAGGCGGUAUACUUGUGUAUGUUAAUGUUAUUAUUGUUGUUUCGUUCCUUAGCGGCUGGGGGCGUGCGGGGGGACCGGCCCGCCCCGCAUCCCUGCAGCCGACACACACCAACCGUGCGCGUCCGAAAGGCGCCGCUCAUUGUCAUUUUUUUGUGAAUCAGUAUGAAUCUAGUCAUGUUUGUUACAAUUUAAAAUAUUUUAUAAAUGUUGAUUAAUAUACGACAUUCCUAUUUCAA